AUGGCUAUCCCUAUUACCAACAUCCCCAGUGCCAACAUCCCCAGACCUAACAUCCUCACUACCAACAUCCCCACUACCAACAUCCUCACUACCAACAUCCUCACUACCAAUAUCCCCACUACCAACAUCCUCACUACUAACAUCCUCACUAUCAACAUCCCCACUACCAACAUCCCCACUACCAACAUCCCCACUUCUAACAUCCCCACUACCAACAUCCUCACUACUAACAUCCCCACUACUCACAUCCCCACUACCAAAAUCCUCACUACCAACAUCCCCACUACCAACAUCCCCACUACUAACAUCCCCAUUACCAACAUCCUCACUACCAACAUCCCCACUACUAACAUCCUCACUACUAACAUCCCCACUACCAACAUCCUCACUACAAGCACCCCCAUUACCAACAUCCUCACUACCAACAUCCCUACUACCAAAAUCCUCACUACCAACAUCCCCACUACCAACAUCCCCACUACCAACAUCCCUAUUACCAACAUCCUCACUACCAACAUCCCCACUGCCAAAAUCCUCACUACCAACAUCCUCACUACUAACAUCCCCAUUAUCAACAUCCCCACUACCAACAUCCCCACUACCAACAUCCUCACUACAAACAUCCUCACUACUAACAUCCCCACUAUCAACAUCCCCACUACCAACAUCCCCACUACCAAAAUCCUCACUACCAACAUCCCCACUACCAACAUCCCCACUACUAACAUCCCCAUUACCAACAUCCUCACUACCAACAUCCCCACUACUAACAUCCUCACUACUAACAUCCCCACUACCAACAUCCUCACUACAAGCACCCCCAUUACCAACAUCCUCACUACCAACAUCCCUACUACCAAAAUCCUCACUACCAACAUCCCCACUACCAACAUCCCCACUACCAACAUCCCUAUUACCAACAUCCUCACUACCAACAUCCCCACUGCCAAAAUCCUCACUACCAACAUCCUCACUACUAACAUCCCCAUUAUCAACAUCCCCACUACCAACAUCCCCACUACCAACAUCCUCACUACAAACAUCCUCACUACUAACAUCCCCACUAUCAACAUCCCCACUACCAACAUCCUCACUACCAACAUCCUCACUACCAAUAUCCCCACUACCAACAUCCUCACUAUCGACAUCCCCACUACCAACAUCCCCACUACCAACAUCCCCACUACCAACAUCCUCACUACUAACAUCCCCACUACUAACAUCCUCACUACUAACACCCCCACUACCAACAUCCCCAUUACCAACAUCCUCACUACCAACAUCCCCACUACCAACGUCCUCACUACCAACAUCCCAACUACCAACAUCCCCUGUCCAAACAUCCCCAGUACCAACAUCCACAGACCUAACAUCCUCACUACCAGCAUCCCCUUUCCCAACAUCCCCACUACCAACAUCCCCUGUCCCAACAUCCCCAGUACCAACAUCCCUAGACCUAACAUCCUCACUACCAGCAUCCCCAGUGCCAACAUCCCCAGUACAAACAUACCCACUACAAACAUCCCCAGUACCAACAUCACCACUACAAACAUCCCCAGUACCAACAUCCCCAGUACCAACAUCCUCACUAUCAACAUCCCCUGUCCCAACAUCCCCACUACCAACAUCCACUGUCCCAACAUCCCCAGUACCAACAUCCCCAGUACCAACAUCCCUAGUACCAACAUCCCUAGUACCAGCAUCACCUGUCCCAACAUCCCCAUACCAACAUCCUUACUAUCAACAUCCUCACUACCAACUACCAACAUCCCCACUACAGACACCCCCCCCCCCCCCCCCACCCCCCCCUACCAAGAUCCCACUACCAAUAUCCCCAGUACCAUCAUCCCUAGUACCAACAUCCCUAGCACCAACAUCCCCUGUCCCAACAUCCUUACGACCAACAUCCUCACUACCAACAACCCCACUACCAACAUCCUCACUACCAACAUCCUCACUACCAACAUCCCCACUACCAACAUCCUCACUACCAGCAUCCCUACUACCAACAUCCUCACUACCAACAUCCCCACUACCAACAUCCUCACUACCAACAUCCUCACUACCAACAUCCUCACUACCAGCAUCCCCACUACCAACAUCCCUAGUACCACAUCCCCAGACCUAACAUCCCCACUACCAGCAUCCCCUGUCCGAACAUCCCCAGUACCAACAUCCUCACUACCAACAUCCCCACUACCAACAUCCUCACUACCGACAUCCCCGAUACCGUCAUCCCCACUACUCACAUCCCCACUACCAACAUCCCCUGUCCCAACAUCCCCAGUACCAACAUCCCCACUACUCACAUCCCCACAACCAACAUCCUCACUACCAACAUCCCCACUACCAACAUCCUCACUACCGACAUCCCCACUACCGACAUCCCCACUACCAACAUCCCCUGUCCCAACAUCCCCAGUACCAACAUCCCGCAUACUCACAUCCCCACAACCAACAUCCUCACUACUCACAUCCCCACUACCAACAUCCUCACUACCGACAUCCCCACUACCGACAUCCCCACUACCAACAUCCCCUGUCCCAACAUCCCCAGUACCAACAUCCCGCAUACUCACAUCCCCAGUACCAACAUCCCCACUACUCACAUCCCCACAACCAACAUCCUCACUACCAACAUCCCCACUACCAACAUCCCCACUACCAACAUCCUCACUACCAACAUCCCCACUACCAACAUCUCACUACCAACAUCCCCACUACCAACAUCCUCACUACCAACAUCCCCUGUCCGAACAUCCCCACUACCAACAUCCUCACUACCAACAUCCUCACUACAACAUCCUCACUACCAACAUCCCCACUACCAACAACCCCACUACCAACAUCCCAAGUACCAACAUCCCCACUACUCACAUCCCCACUACCAAAAUCCUCACUACCAACAUCCCCACUACCAACAUCCUCACUACCAACAUCCUCACUACCAACAUCCUCACUACCAGCAUCCCCACUACCAACAUCCUCACUACCAACUUUCCCACUACCAACAUCCUCAUUACCAACAUCCCCACUACCAACAUCCUCACUACCAACAUCUCCACUACCAACAUCCUCACUACCAACAACCCCACUACCAACAUCCUCACUAAAAACAUCCCACUACCAACAUCCUCACUACCAGCAUCCCCAUCACUAACAUCCCCACUACCAACAUCCUCACUACCGACAUCUUCACUACGAACAUCCACACUACCAACAUCCCCACUACCAACAUCCCUGUCCCAACAUCCUCACUACCAACAUCCUCACUACUCACAUCCCCACCACCAACAUCCUCACUACCAACAUCCUCACUACCAACAUCCUCACUACCAACAUCCUCACUACCAACAACCCCACUACCAACAUCCUCACUACAAACAUCCCCACUACCAACAUCCUCACUACCAGCAUCCCCAGCACUAA
Molecule: messenger RNA, 3429 nt
Organism: Haliotis rufescens (red abalone)
Lineage: Eukaryota; Metazoa; Mollusca; Gastropoda; Lepetellida; Haliotidae
Product: mucin-2-like
Exons: 3
Coding region: 1-3429 (1142 amino acids)
Source: RefSeq, a predicted model, not a curated record